GAGUGCUAAUCAAGAUUUAGUCUGUUUUCCAUUUAGUAAAGAUGGCAAGUUAGUCCAUUGAUGCUGUUAUGUCUAUCCAUAUGCCUGAGACUGAGGGGUAACAGGGACACCCAGACCUUCUUCUCCCCCAUCAACAUUUUCCAGCUCCUGGAGGAUGCAGGGCAUUCCCAGGCCAGUGAAUUCUUGGUAUGCCUUGCAGUCAAGUUUAAGUGGGCUGUGCUGGGAUCACCUCCACAUGUUGGCAAUCCACGGGGCCUUCUGAUCAGAAAGGUUUAUGGUUUUCCAAGCCCCUCUGAGAUGAUGGAGCUCAUCAACAUGUCUCCAUGGCAACACCCAGCCACCUAAGGAUGGAGCUUAUUUCAACCCUUUGUGACAGACAUCGGUGUGCAACAAGAUCAUGGAGCUGCUGGGCCAGAAUGAGAUCGACCACCACCAGCGCCAAGUGGUCAUCCUCAGCCAGGACAGCUUCUACAAGGUCCUGACCCCAGAGCAGAAGGCCAAGGCCCUCAAGGGUCAGUUCAACUUUGACCACCCAGAUGCAUUUGACAGUGCCCUUAUAAUCGCCACCCUGUGGGACAUCAAGGAGGGAAAAACAGUCCACAUCCCUGUUUAUGACUUUGUCUCCCAUUCCAGGAAGGAGGAGACGGUGACCGUGUACCCAGCCGAUGUGGUGCUGUUUGAAGGCAUCCUGAUGUUCUACUCUCAGGACAUUCGAGACCUUUUCCAAAUGAAACUGUUUGUGGAUACAGACGCAGACACACGACUGUCACGCAGAGUGCUGCGGGACAUAAGUGAGCGCGGCCGGGACCUGGAGAGCAUUCUAGCCCAGUACAUCAACUUUGUGAAGCCUGCGUUUGAGGAGUUCUGCUUGCCAACCAAGAAGUAUGCAGACGUGAUAAUACCAAGAGGAGUUGAUAACACCGUGGCCAUAAACCUGAUCGUGCAGCACAUCCAGGACAUCAUGGACGGCGGCCUGACCAAACGGCUCAACGGUUGGGUCAGCGGAUAUGGAUUCAUGAAGCGCCAGCCCGACGUGGAGGCAAGCAGUCGGCCCCACUGACCUGAAGGGGUUGUUGGCCUCAUGGCGCUCUUCUUCCACGCUGGUGGGCAGCGGGAGGGUCAGCAGCUAGAAACUGUGAAAGUCUUCCAGCAGUCUGAUUCAGACUGAAGACAUUUGUGAAAGCGGCAAACUUGAUUUUAGCUUUUCUUUUCACACUUACUUUCCUGCUUCAGCCUGUGGCCCUGAUAAACCAUGGUGGAGGAUCACACAUGCGCUGACUUUGUUUGAUUUGGAGCCAAAUCUGCAGAAACCAGCCACUCCUCCUCUGUGCAACAAGGAUUUUUGUUUAACCCCUUCUGGGAAGCAAACCUUCUAAUAUGUCCGUUAAAGUUAAAAUAAGUUGGUAUUACUGCUGUUGUUGCACUGUUGGCCUAAGCUGUCUGUUCUGCUUAAAUCAGUUUUGUGACAAGCUAGAAGAACAGAUUCCUCCUCAGGUGCUCUGCUUUAAAUGGAGCCAUUGUUUAUUAAAUGCAUGUUUUUGUCCUCACUUUAUGGACCAGCUGCAGAUGUGGGUUCUGGACUCAUCCACUAAAUGUUACAGAGCAGCUAACUCUGUUAUUUUUGCUUUGCUCUCAUGUUCUAAUGGAAUCAGAGGCUUUCUUUAAAAUGAAAAGGCACACCAACAUGUACUAUGAGCAUAUUCAAUGUCUUAAGUUAAAAAGGUGCUGUAAAUUUUCUUUUGUACUAUUUUUGUAUAGAAUUAUUUGGUACUCUGUUGUCCUGUCUUCUCCUGGCUAAUUUGUGUGAUUUAGUGUUGAACUGAGAGUAAAAUAUCACCUUUUGUAAACUCUCACCUUUUUACGAACACACAGUACCGUCUGACUCACUCUGGCUGAUCUAAAGAGGUUGAAAAGUAAAAUCUAUUUUCUCCAGA
Molecule: messenger RNA, 1934 nt
Organism: Fundulus heteroclitus (mummichog)
Lineage: Eukaryota; Metazoa; Chordata; Actinopteri; Cyprinodontiformes; Fundulidae
Gene: uck2a
Product: uridine-cytidine kinase 2a
Exons: 7
Coding region: 398-1060 (220 amino acids)
Cellular component (GO): cytoplasm; cytosol
Molecular function (GO): ATP binding; kinase activity
Source: RefSeq, a predicted model, not a curated record